Cynara cardunculus var. scolymus (artichoke) is the source of this 1189-nucleotide messenger RNA. RefSeq names its product clathrin light chain 1-like. Gene Ontology annotation, biological process: clathrin-dependent endocytosis; clathrin coat assembly; intracellular protein transport. Bases 64 to 1008 code for a protein of 314 amino acids. The transcript has 3 exons. The record is from RefSeq and is a predicted model, not a curated record. Lineage: Eukaryota; Viridiplantae; Streptophyta; Magnoliopsida; Asterales; Asteraceae. Gene Ontology annotation, molecular function: structural molecule activity; clathrin heavy chain binding. Gene Ontology annotation, cellular component: clathrin coat of trans-Golgi network vesicle; plasma membrane; clathrin coat of coated pit.
UGAAGGGUUGAAUAUAAGAGACGGGUAAUCCCUGGAGAGAAUCUACAGAGAGAAGAGAGAGCGAUGUCGUUCGACACUUUCAGCGUUAAUGGCGAAGAAUCAACCACCAUUCCAUCUCCCGGCCAAUUCGACGAAGGUUACUUCGACAGCAACAAUUCCUACUCCAACUUCUCAACAGCUGAUACUCCGUCGUACCAUGGAGAACAAGUUUCUCAUCAAUCCAUAGGCAACACAGAUCCAUUCGGGUUCGGUGAUCCCGAUCCGAACCCUCACUCUCAGUCUGGAUCUUCUCCCUUUGAUGCUUCCUCUAUCCCGAUUUCGAAUGGUAACGGCAGUCAGGAUUACAAUGUUGGAGUGGAUGCAGACGGGAUUUUCACCUCUGAUGGACCCGUGCUUCCGCCUCCAAGUGAGAUGAAACGGGACGAGGGCUUUGCUCUUCGUGAAUGGCGGCGACUCAAUGCAAUUCGCUUAGAGGAGAAGGAAAACCAGGAGAAGGAAUUAAGAAGUCAGAUCAUUGAAGAAGGUGAAGUAUACAAACGGGCUUUCCAUGAGAAAAGACUCCAUAACGUUGAGACUAACAAGAUCACAAACAGAGAAGGAGAGAAGUUAUAUGUAGCAAAGCAAGAGACGUUCCACAAAGAAGCCAAUAAGCAGUACUGGAAAGCAAUUGCAGAGCUCGUUCCUCGUGAGGUCCCCAAUAUCGAGAAGCGAGGCAAGAAGGAUAAAGACAAGAAACCAUCGAUUACAUUCAUUCAGGGACCGAAGCCCGGAAAACCAACUGAUCUCUCAAGGCUACGACAGAUUCUGGUCAAGCUGAAGCAAACACCACCAGCACACAUGGUUCCUCCACCGCCUGCCGCCAAGGAUGAUAAAAAAGUUUCUAAAGAUGUAAAGGAUGCAGCAACAGCAGGUGAAACUGUGUCUGUUGCCGCCAAUGGACCCGUUGAAGUUUCAGCUGCACCGACAGACCAGACUGCCACGGCAGCCACCACGGUCGCUGCCACCUAAGCUGUUAUCUUAUUAAGGAUUUUGAGUUCUUGUUGGUGUGAAAUGGUUGUAUAAUUUUCUUGUGGUGUUUGUCAUUUUACUUGUAUUGUUGAAGAGCUUUUUCCAUUACUAUGGUUUUGAGAGUUGAUUCAAUUAUCGUGUUUAUGCAAGGUUUAUGUAUAUCGGAAAUAGUCUUUUAUUU